CUGUACUAUAGCCCAUAGAACAUAACGACCACUCUAGGAGCUUCUUUUAUGUCGAAAAGUCUAACAGUUGACAACAGCACAAUCAAGUUUCAAAUAUGGGAUACAGCUGGACAGGAGAGAUAUCGGUCGCUAUUACCAAUGUAUUACAGAAAUGCAGCAGCAGCCAUUGUUGUGUAUGAUAUAACAAAUGAAGGAUCAUUCACAGUGUUACAGGAUUGGAUAGCAGAACUACACAGACUAGGUCCACCUAAUAUUGUAUUAGCAAUUGCUGGAAAUAAAUGUGACCUUGAAGAUAAAAGAGAAAUUCCAGCUGAACAAGGUCAGACUUAUAUAUGCAUCAGAAGUUAAUGCCAUAUUUGGAGAGACUAGUGCCCUCACUGCUAGGAAUGUUGAGGAAAUGUUCAUUGAAAUAACUCGUAAGUUACCACCAGAUUGUUUAACUAGUUUACCAGCUGGUGCCUCUCUCUUAA
Amphimedon queenslandica is the source of this 470-nucleotide messenger RNA. RefSeq names its product ras-related protein RHN1-like. Lineage: Eukaryota; Metazoa; Porifera; Demospongiae; Haplosclerida; Niphatidae. Gene Ontology annotation, molecular function: GTPase activity; GTP binding. The record is from RefSeq and is a predicted model, not a curated record. Bases 49 to 348 code for a protein of 99 amino acids. The transcript has 6 exons.